Gallus gallus (chicken) is the source of this 845-nucleotide messenger RNA. It is a transcript of the gene H2AX, whose product is annotated as H2A histone family, member X. NCBI's taxonomy places the organism in Eukaryota, Metazoa, Chordata, Aves, Galliformes, Phasianidae. The record is from RefSeq and is a predicted model, not a curated record. The transcript has a single exon. Gene Ontology annotation, molecular function: DNA binding; structural constituent of chromatin; protein heterodimerization activity. Bases 58 to 489 code for a protein of 143 amino acids. Gene Ontology annotation, cellular component: nucleosome.
GUCGCGCCGCAGAGCUCCUGGGAUCUCAGUCUGGUGCUUGUUCCGCUGCGAGGAGCCAUGUCCGGCCGCGGCAAGAGUGGCGGUAAGGCCCGGGCGAAGGCCAAGUCUCGUUCCUCCCGGGCCGGGCUGCAGUUCCCCGUCGGGCGUGUUCACCGGCUGCUGCGGCGCGGACAUUAUGCGGAGCGGGUGGGUGCUGGCGCACCCGUUUAUCUGGCGGCCGUGCUGGAGUACCUGACGGCCGAAAUCCUGGAGCUGGCAGGCAACGCGGCCCGCGACAACAAGAAGACGCGCAUCAUCCCCCGCCACCUACAGCUGGCGGUGCGCAACGACGAGGAGCUCAACAAGCUGCUGGGCGGUGUCACCAUCGCGCAGGGCGGGGUACUGCCCAACAUUCAGGCCGUGCUACUGCCCAAGAAGACUGGUGGCGGCGCCGCGAGCCCAGCCAAGGCCGGGAAGAAGGGCAGCGGGCAGCAGUCGCAGGAGUACUAGGCCUGGCACUCCCCUACCCCCUCCCCCACCCCCCCCACCACACAAAGGCCCUUUUCAGGGCCACUCCAUUGCUCACUGGGAGAGCUGCGAUCCGCGGGAGGGAAGAAGCAGGAGCUGCGUCUGUGUCCUGGCGCAGGGCCCAGGGCAGUGCCGCCCCACGCCCGGAGGCCAACGACGCUAGGAGCAGGCAGGAAGCACCAGCAGCCGGCAUGCCUGCUCGAGUUCAGUCACAGAAACUGUAAAUAGGUGACGUUCUCCAUAAAGACUCACUCUUGGGUGCUUAUAACAUGACUGUUUAUCUGCUGUUAAGUUCAGCGGAUAUUGCACAGAAAAUAAACAAUGCUUCAUCUCCAAAA